CUCAACCGUCUACUUCAUGUUAACCGUAUAUCGUAUUUACACAUCGCCUGGCCGCACUUCACCUUUUUGUUUUGCGUUGUGUUUCCUCUGUCCUGUGCGUAAUUAAAGACCUGAUCCCUAUUGAUUCUAUGACGUGCCUGCAUACCCAGCACUUCCGUUACGUCUCCGUGAAGUUAUCGCGUGUAAUACUCCGGGCUCAGGGCACCCGGCCUGCCGAUCGCUCCGCUUUGGAAUCCACAGAGAGCGUGCAAAUAUGGAGGACCACGAAUCCGAUAUGUUGCCUUCGGCAGUGACGUUCUUGGAUGACAAGCUAAUUUCACUCGACUAUAAAUGUCAGAGGGAGCAAAACAGAUCGCCGAUCGGCCAACGACAGUGGCUGUUAUUUACAAGUACGACAUCCUGUUGGAAACGAAGACCCUGAAAAGGAACCAAUUCAAAGCUGUCAGGACACAUCUCAGCUACACCAUGCUUUGCGAGAACGGGAACGUUUUGGAGAAGUUAUGCUACAGUGGACAACGAUGUCAAAAGAUUCCCGAAGCUCUCGUGAAGCUGUACGGUCCUAAAGUACAAUGUUUAGAUCUCAGCUAUAACGAGAUCGUCACCUUAAGAGGAUUAGAUGGCUUUCCAGUACUGAAAGAACUAGUAUUGGAUAACAAUCAACUGUCCGAUACGAUUUCGUUCCCGUACCUACCUACGUUACAGACGUUGUCACUCAACAAAAACAAGAUCUUAGAUAUCCAAUCACUCCUAUUGAAGAUCAGACAGAACCUUCCAAACUUGAGCUACUUAAGUUUACUAGGUAACAAGGCAUGUCCUAACGAAUUGUCUGGUGAAGAAAAUGAUGAAGAGGACUAUCAAAGAUAUAGGUAUUACGUAUUAUACCAUCUUCCCAACCUCAAAUUUCUGGACUCAACCAAAGUCAGGGAAGUAGAAAGAUCGGAGGCAAGAAGACGAGGUAAAUUCAUGAACGUGAUAAGGCCAAGAGGUGACGGUAUGGACGAAAUAAGAUUGAAUUCAGAUAGUACAGGUGGUUUUACCCCGCUUCCUAAGUCAAUGAGGGGUCCAGAGGAUCAUAAAAGUGCUUACGGAAAAUGUCUCUACAAGUACAGUGGUAAGAAUUCGGAAGGCAACCGUUUCAUUUGUAAUAGUGAUUUGUAACAUAAGUGUCUAUUUUUAUACAAUAUAUGAUGUGAUUUGUGUUUGUCCUAACCUCCUCCUUUCUUAAUUACAUGCAUUCCUAAGCAAUGUACUGGGAGUUACGUAUUGAUAGGCCAUAAUUAUGCGCCGUUGUAAUUACAAGAGCCCAUUCCUGAACCAAAUCGGUAUAGAAAAGUUUAUAUAAACGUGUUUCCUAUUUAGUCUGGUUUCCAAGAUACAAGGUGACAAAGUUUUAAAAAAAAAAUUUUAACCAAUAACUUAAAGG
Messenger RNA from Acanthoscelides obtectus, 1423 nucleotides. NCBI's taxonomy places the organism in Eukaryota, Metazoa, Arthropoda, Insecta, Coleoptera, Chrysomelidae. The record is from the annotation of a GenBank genome assembly.